Dunckerocampus dactyliophorus (ringed pipefish) is the source of this 6653-nucleotide messenger RNA. RefSeq names its product intersectin 1 (SH3 domain protein) (gene itsn1). Gene Ontology annotation, molecular function: calcium ion binding; protein binding; guanyl-nucleotide exchange factor activity. The record is from RefSeq and is a predicted model, not a curated record. Gene Ontology annotation, biological process: positive regulation of Rho protein signal transduction; intracellular signal transduction. Lineage: Eukaryota; Metazoa; Chordata; Actinopteri; Syngnathiformes; Syngnathidae. The coding region runs from base 201 to 5555 and encodes 1784 amino acids. The transcript has 46 exons.
UCCAACUGUCGGUUCAAUCAGUCGGGAUUUCGGUACCGCUGGAGCGUCUCAGGGAAGCUGCUUUGGAAUUAAAACUAUACGAGCAGGGGGCGCGUACGCCAUUAAGUGUCGACGGAGACGCAGCGGGGGCUACUCUAUGCAGUAUUUGACAAUGGGAGUGUUACUAUGAGGUGUUGUUUGUGAAGACGACUGAGUGAACCAUGGCACAGUUCCACACCACAUUCACGGGUCCAGACAUGUUCCUGAUCUCGGUGGAUGAGCGAGCCAAACAUGACCAGCAGUUUCACAGCCUCUCCCCCACAGCAGGGGGUUACAUCACGGGAGAUCAGGCUAAAAACUUCUUCCUCCAGUCUGGACUGCCGCCGCCCAUCCUGGCCCAAAUCUGGGCUCUGGCCGAUAUGAACAGUGACGGCCGUAUGGACAUCCACGAGUUCUCCAUUGCCAUGAAACUCAUCAAACUUAAACUCCAGGGUCACCCUCUGCCCCCCACGUUACCCCCCAGUAUGAAACAGCCCCCACUGCCUUUACCCCCGCAGAGCGGCUUUGGCAUGCCCCCCCUGGCACCCAUUGCCCCUCCUAUGCCCGGCGUGCCCCCGCUCCCGCUCCCUCCUCUACCUGUUGGGGUUUCUCCGCCUCUCGUCUCGGCGGCACCGCCGCCCCUCCCCCAGCCCAUGGCCAACGGAGCCCCUCCCACAGGCAUGAUGCAACCCAUGUCAGGCUUCUCCCACCCAGGUAAGAAAGCUUCCUCUGUCAACAAGGCCUCCUUUAACCGUUCAAGCACCAAGUUGCAGAAGGGGCCGUCAUUUGAUGCUGCUGGCGGUCAGCCUCCUUCAUCACAACCUGACUGGGCCGUUCCUCAGUCGUCAAGGCUCAAGUACAGGCAGCUUUUUAACUCCCAUGACAAGAUGAUGAGCGGUCACCUCACAGGUCCUCAGGCGCGCACUAUCCUUAUGCAGUCCAGUCUUCCUCAAGGCCAGCUAGCCUCAAUAUGGAGUCUGUCAGAUAUUGACCAGGAUGGGAAGUUGACUGCGGAGGAGUUUAUCUUGGCUAUGCACCUCAUAGACAUGGCCAUGUCUGGCCUGCCCCUUCCACCGGUGCUACCAUCAGAUUACCUCCCACCUACAUUCAGGCGCGUGCGAAGUGACAGCGUUCAGUCGGACCAGAAGAGCGUCCCGGAGGAGGCAGAGGAAGAGGCGGAGAGUAGCCAGGAAAAGAAGCUCCCAGUGACAUUUGAGGAUAAAAAACGGGAGAAUUUUGAGCGAGGAAACCUGGAGUUGGAGAAGCGACGUCAGGCUCUCCAGGAGCAGCAGAGGAAAGAACAGGAGAGGCUGGCUGCACUGGAGAGGGAAGAACAGGAGAGAAAGGAGCGUGAGAGGCUGGAGCAAGAGAGGAGGCGACAACAGGAGUUGGAGAAGCAGCUGGAGAAACAGAGGGAGCUGGAAAGGCAGAGAGAGGAGGAGAGACGCAAAGAAAUCGAGAGGAGAGAGGCUGCUAAGCGGGAGUUGGAGCGGCAGAGGCAGUUAGAGUGGGAGCGCCAGCGUCGCCAAGAGCUUCUGACUCAGAGGAACAGAGAGCAGGAGAGCAUAGUUUUGCUAAAAGCCCGCAAGAAGACCCUGGAGUUUGAACUGGAGGCCCUGAAUGACAAGAAGACCCAGUUGGAGGGCAAACUGAAGGAUGUCAGGUUCCGUCUGUCUGCUCAGCGGAGAGAGAUGGAGCAGACCAACCAGACAAGAGAAACACGCAUUGCCGAGAUCACCCUGUUGCAACAGCAGCUGCAAGACUCCCAGCAGUGGCUGGGGAGGCUUAUUCCUGACAAACAAAGCCUCAGUGACCAGCUGAAACAGGUUCAACAGAACAGUCUGCAUCGUGACAAUCUGUCAUCCCUGCAGAAGGCUGUGGAGCAGAAAGAAUCCAGUAGACAGCUACUUAAAGAGCAGCUUGACACGGUGGAGAGAGAAACUCGGGCCAAACUGCUGGAGAUAGAUGCUUUCAACACGCAGCUCAAGUCUCUGUGUGAGUUCUAUGCCAGCCACUGUGCCAGGAUAGAAGCCCUGCGACGCCAGCUUGAGGAGGAGCAGAGAGGGAGACAGGAGCUGAGGGAAAUCCACAGCCGGCAGCAGAGACAGAAACAGAAGGAGCUGGAAGGAGACGCACAUGCCCUAAUGCACGCUCACAUGCACGCCCCGAGUGACAGGAAGUCUGCUGAGCUUCAGGAAAGCAGGUUGUCCUCGGACGAAGGCUUGACUUGGAGGGAAGAUGCGGCGAGUUCUGCCCUGAAGGCGCCAAGCCCCGCCUCUGCGUCCCACGCCUGGCUCAACAGAGUGACCCAAGAAGAGGAGGAGCGGAAAAGGAGAGGGCUGGAGGAGGAUGAAGAGGGUCGAAAGGCUGCAGUAUCAGUGGAGGAGAAGGACGACGAGGCCAGAAGCAAGAAAGACAUGCAGGAGAAACUGAGCAAGUUGUUCAGCCAGCCUGCCGACCCCUGGGCUUCCACAGCAGAAAAGGCUCCAGUAGCAAGUCUGUUUGAGCAGCAGCAGCAGCAGCAGCCAGUGAAGGUGGUCUACUAUAGAGCUCUGUACCCAUUUGACGCUCGCAGCCAUGAUGAGAUCAGCAUCGCCCCCGGUGAUGUCAUCAUGGUGAAGGGGGAAUGGGUGGAUGAGUCUCAAACGGGUGAGCCCGGUUGGCUGGGAGGAGAGCUCAGAGGUCGGACAGGGUGGUUUCCAGCUAAUUAUGCCGAACGAAUACCAGACAGUGAAGCACCCAUCAGCCUGCGUGCAGCCGUCUCAGCAACCCCCACCUCAGCCCAGCAGCAGCAGCCCAUCAGCACGCCACCUCCAGCGCCUGGGCCGACCUCCUCGUCCACAUCAUCCACUAACAGUAACUGGGCCGACUUCAGCACCACCUGGCCCUCAAAUACGAGUAGCCAGAUAGAUAGCGAGGGAUGGGACGCGUGGCCUACCUCCUCGGCCGCUCAGAAUCCGUCCCUCAGCGUCCCCUCAGCACAGCUGCGACAGCGCUCCGCCUUCACCCCAGCCACCAUGACAACAGGCUCCUCCCCUUCUCCCGUGCUUGGACAGGGGGAGAAGGUGGAGGGUCUGCAGGCACAGGCCUUGUACCCCUGGAGAGCCAAGAAGGACAACCACCUGAACUUCAACAAGAACGAGAUUAUAACAGUGUUGGAGCAGCAGGAUAUGUGGUGGUUGGGAGAACUCCAGACUGGACAGAGAGGCUGGUUCCCCAAAAGCUACGUGAAGCUCAUCUCUGCCGCCAUGGCGCCACCAAUCAUAGCCUCGGCACGCAGUAAAAACACCAGUGAGACUACGGUGUCAGAAAGCCCCCCGAAUGGAAAACGCCCCUCCCCCACUCCAGUCAAGCCCACAGAGUCUGGAGAAGAGUAUGUCGCCAUGUACACCUACGAGAGCAGCGAGCAGGGCGACCUGAGUUUCCAGCAAGGGGAUGUGGUCAUGGUGACCAGGAAGGAGGGAGACUGGUGGACAGGCAUGGUCGGGGGCAAGACCGGAGUCUUCCCGUCCAACUAUGUCAAACCACGCGACUCCAACUCAGAGUCUUUAGGAUCAGCAGGGAAGACAGGCAGCCUAGGAAAGAAACCAGAGAUUGCCCAGGUCAUCGCCCCCUACUCUGCGACAGGUGCGGAGCAGCUGACAUUAGCGCCGGGCCAGCUCAUCCUCAUCAGGAAGAAGAACCCUGGGGGCUGGUGGGAAGGGGAGCUUCAGGCCCGAGGGAAAAAACGACAAAUUGGAUGGUUUCCGGCCAAUUAUGUAAAGCUACUCAGCCCCAGUACCAGCAAGACCACGCCCACUGAGCCCACCCCGCCUAAACUGGCCCCUGCCAGCACAGCUGUGUGCCAGGUGAUUGGCAUGUACGACUACGUGGCUCAGAAUGAUGACGAACUGGCCUUCCAGAAGGGUCAGGUGAUAACUGUGCUCAGUAAGGACGACUGUGAUUGGUGGAAAGGCGAGCUCAACGGUCGGGAGGGUCUGUUUCCUAGCAACUAUGUCAAGCUCACGACAGACACAGACCCCAGCACGCAGUGGUGCGCUGACCUGCAUCUGCUGGACAUGCUGAGUCCCAUGGAGAGGAAGCGGCAGGGGUACAUCCACGAGCUCAUUGUCACCGAGGAGAACUACGUCAACGACCUGCAGCUUGUCACCGAGAUCUUCCACAAGCCUCUGCUGGAGUGCGAGCUGCUGAGCGAGAAGGAGGUGGCCAUGAUCUUCGUCAACUGGAAGGAGCUCAUCAUGUGCAACAUCAAGCUGCUCAAGGCUCUGAGGGUGAGGAAGAAGAUGUCAGGUGACCGCAUGCCGGUGAAGAUGAUUGGUGACAUCCUGACCAAUCAGCUGCCGCACAUGCAGCCGUACAUCAGGUUCUGCUCGUGUCAGCUGAACGGUGCCACGCUGAUUCAGCAGAAAACGGACGACAACCCCGAAAUCAAAGACUUCCUCAAGAGGUUAGCCAUGGACCCUCGCUGUAAGGGCAUGCCUCUGUCCAGCUUCCUGCUCAAACCCAUGCAAAGAGUCACGCGCUACCCACUAAUCAUCAAGAAUAUAUUGGAAAACACUCCAGAGUCUCAUCCUGACCACAGUCACCUGAAAGCUGCUCUGGAGAAGGCUGAGGAGCUGUGCUCUCAGGUGAACGAGGGCGUGAGGGAGAAGGAGAACUCUGAUCGUCUUGAGUGGAUCCAGGCUCAUGUUCAGUGCGAAGGCCUUUCUGAGCAACUGGUCUUCAACUCAGUCACCAACUGUUUGGGUCCCAGGAAGUUCCUUCACAGCGGCAAACUUUUCAAAGCCAAGAGCAGCAAGGAGCUCUACGGUUUCCUCUUCAACGACUUCCUGCUGCUCACACAGGUGACCAAGCCUUUGGGUUCUUCUGGCUCUGACAAAGUCUUCUCAUCCAAAACACACCUGCAGUACCGCAUGUACAAGACGCCCAUCUUCCUCAAUGAAGUAUUGGUGAAGCUUCCGACGGACCCUUCGGGAGACGAGCCUCUCUUCCACAUCUCUCACAUCGACAGGGUUUACACGCUGAGAGCCGAGAGCAUCAAUGAGCGGACGGCGUGGGUCCAGAAGAUAAAGGCGGCCUCGGAGCUCUUCAUUGAGACGGAGAAGAAGAAGCGAGAGAAAGCCUAUCUUGUGCGUUCCCAGAGGGCGACAGGUAUCGGAAGGCUGAUGGUGAACAUCGUGGAGGGAAUCGAGCUGAAACCGUGUCGCUCGCACGGCAAAAGCAACCCCUACUGUGAGGUGACCAUGGGCUCCCAAUGCCAUAUCACUAAAACACUGCAGGACACAUUGAAUCCCAAGUGGAACUCCAACUGUCAGUUUUUCAUUAAGGAUUUGGAGCAGGACGUCCUGUGUGUGACUGUCUUCGAGCGGGACCAGUUCUCACCUGACGACUUCCUGGGCAGGACGGAGAUCCGACUGGCAGAAAUCAAGAAGGACCAGGGCUCCAAAGGACCGAUCACCAAGCGCUUGCUGCUCCACGAGGUUCCCACUGGCGAGAUCGUGGUCAGACUGGACCUCCAGCUCUUUGAGGAGCCGUGAAAGCUGGACCACACGGCACUACCAUAUCGGGAAGAAACGGGAAUGUCCGGCUCGAGGCUGUGCUACUUUUAUUCCAUUAUUUAUUGACUGCAAAGCAAAUGAAUUGGAAUGAAGACUCAGACCAAGUAUUUCAUUUGCUGCUGAGUUGGAUCAUUUGGCAGCUUGCAAACCUUCACCGUCUGUUUUGGACCAAAACAUAACUGCAAUAUUUCAUUCGACUGAUGUUCCUUUUUCAAAGAAAGCUGCAACAAAUUUGAUGUUUGAGAGGACAUGCUGGAAAGACUGUCUGGUCCUGCUUAGUCCCUUUGCUGGUUUUCUUUCUCCAGUGACAAUCCCAGUCCUCAUUUGUUUGUUUGUGUGUGUGUGUGCGUGUGCGUGUGCGUGUGCGUGUGGGUGUGUGUAUUACGUUGUGGUCUGGACAUGAACAGACCUUUUAAAUGAGUUUCUUUCCUCCAAACACUGGUCAUGUGAUUUCCUUAAAGUGCCACACAUGUACAAGUUUAAUGACGCUAUGCUAACAGCGCUACUAGAAGACAAGCGUUAAAAAAAAAAAACACAUUGUGGCUGAACUUUGGUCACCCAGGGAACAUUUUGGUAUGUUUUUUUUUUAAUCCCAUUUUUGACAUCCUACAUGUGACCUCUGACCUUAUGUUGUUGCUGAGAGCUGCCAGGGUGGACGUCACACUGCAAGGGCGGCGCUAACCCUGACAAGUUUGAACAGGAAGGUUGUGCAACACGUGUCCCCCCCCCCAACACACACACUCAACCUUAAUUGUGGCAUCAGCAGAGUGACACAACCAACCGUUACCUUAGCGACCAGCCACUGUCCAAUCAGACGUCUGUGCGUGCGCGUGUGAGAGAUGGUGCAGACUGAAACCAAUCAAAAAGCUGUCUUAACCCAUUCCCCCCUCCCCUCUUCUUCCUCCUUACACUGUACUAAAAAGUCAUCUAAUUAACUUUGGACCCGUUCUUACUGUCAUGCCUCCUGGCUUGUGUAUAAAUACUACUGAGAGUUAAUAUAUGAGCGCUAUGAUGUACCUGUACUGUCUUUUCAGUGUUAAUAAACUCCAGUUGGACCAACACACAGGACUACUUUGC